Colletotrichum destructivum is the source of this 1951-nucleotide messenger RNA. RefSeq names its product Putative Longin-like domain superfamily, AP complex, mu/sigma subunit, coatomer delta subunit. Gene Ontology annotation, biological process: retrograde vesicle-mediated transport, Golgi to endoplasmic reticulum; endoplasmic reticulum to Golgi vesicle-mediated transport; Golgi localization. The transcript has 5 exons. The record is from RefSeq and is a predicted model, not a curated record. Bases 1 to 1701 code for a protein of 566 amino acids. Gene Ontology annotation, cellular component: COPI vesicle coat. Lineage: Eukaryota; Fungi; Ascomycota; Sordariomycetes; Glomerellales; Glomerellaceae.
AUGGCCCGUGCACUGGCCAGAUUCACACAUUCGGACCUCAAUAUUCGAGCUCCCAAUGUGGUCCCCCUUUGGCCGGUGACCUCGAAGUCGAGUUGCGACAGCCUGCCUACAUCUCCAAUUCGCCCCGUAAACUGUCACCACACUCCAUCCGAAAUGGUUGUCCUCGCAGCAUCGAUUUGUACCCGUGGCGGGAAAGCUGUCCUCUCCCGCCAGUUCAGGGAGAUGCCACGAUCCCGCAUCGAAGCCCUCCUCGCGUCCUUUCCGAAGCUUGCAGACAGCGGCACCCAACACACGACCGUCGAACAAGACAAUGUGCGAUUCGUCUAUCAGCCGUUGGACGAGCUCUACAUGGUGCUUAUUACCAACCGCCAAUCCAAUAUCCUUCAAGACAUCGACUCCCUGCACCUGUUCGCGCAGGUUGUCACCAGCACAUGCAAGAGCCUUGACGAGAGGGAGAUCUUGAAGAAUGCUUACGAGCUUCUCAGCGCCUUUGACGAGCUCGUUACCCUCGGCUACCGUGAGAACUUGACCAUCAGCCAGAUCAAGACCUUCCUCGAGAUGGAGAGUCACGAGGAGCGAAUCCAGGAGAUCAUUGCGAGAAACAAGGAGUUGGAGGCGACGGAGGAACGCAAGCGAAAGGCCAAGCAGCUGGAGAUGCAGCGCAAGGAGUCGGCUCGAGCCGGUCGUGUCGGUGGUGGAAUGCCCAGAACGCCCGUAUACCCGACUUACACUCCCCCUACUCGCCCGACGCCAACGGAUACCUACGACUCGUACGAAGCCGAGAAGAACAAGACCUUCAACAAACUGAAUGCUCCGAAGGGCAAGGGCAUGCAACUGGGCAAGAAGUCCAAGACUACCGACAUGUUCGAGCGUGUCCGAGGCGAGAUGGGUGCCGAGGUGGACGACACACCUCUUGUCACGCCAUCCCCCGCCCACGUUCCCGAGCCUACGGCAGAGCCUCGCGUCUCUUCGACCCUUGACCGUGACGCCAUUCACGUCGUGGUUAACGAGGCCAUCAGCGCCAAGCUGUCAAGGGAGGGUGCCAUCAACUCCCUCGCGAUAGUUGGUGAUUUAAGUCUUCGCAUCUCCGACCCUAGCUUGACCAAGGUCAAGUUGAACCUGACGGCCAACGCGUCUCACGGCGCCCAGUUCCGGACGCACCCCAACGUCGACAAGAACCUAUUUAACAGCUCCAAGGUGAUCCAGAUGAGCAACACUGCCCGCGGCUUCCCAACCAAUCAGUCAGUGGGCGUGCUGCGCUGGAGGGCGACGGCUAAGGCAGACGAUGCCAGCGCCUGCCCUAUCACGUUUACAGUCUGGAUCAAUAAGGAUGCGGAUAAGUACAACAUGACAGUCGAGUACGAACUGACUGGUGGCGACACGCUCAAGGAUGUCAGUGUGAUCAUUCCCUACCAGGCCAGCGAGCCAGUUGUGUCGAGCUUCGAUGCCUCGUACGAAGUCUCUGGAGACUCUCUGGAAUGGAACAUCGGAACGGUUUCUGAGGAAAACCCCACCGGAUCGUUCGAAUUCGAGGCUGAGACCAACGAUGAGAAUGACUUCUUCCCCAUGACGGUUAGGUUCUCGAAGACGUCUCCUUUCAUCGAUGUCGAUGUCUCCACGGUCUCAUUGCUUGAGGAGGACGAGGAGGUGACUUUCUCGAAGGAGGUCAAGUCGAAUGCCGACAACUUCUUGAUUGAAUAGAGAACGGGCUGCGGAAGUACCUUACCUAGGUAGAUUGAGGUGAAGUUGUCGGGGGUUGCAAUUGUUAAAUACCAACCUAGGAGUUUCCAAGCAGCGGGGGUUUGACUUGCGACGUUGGGAAAUGCCAUAAUGUUUGGCUGCAUGAUAUGAAACGUAUCUUAGAAAGAAUCAGGAUGCGAAAGCAUCUGAAAAAGAAGAUAUUUAUCGAUUUGUUGAUGCUGCUUUCGCGGAUCCUAUUAUUCACUCGGAC